AGGCAUGUUUAUAAGGCCCUGACUCUUUUGGAGUGUAUGGUCAAGACCGGCUCGGACCGAGUGGCCCAGCAAUGCCAGGAGAACAUUUCUGUCAUCCAGUACCUCACAGAGUUCCAGUACAUUGACAAGGACAGCAAGGAUCAGGGCGUGAAUGUGAGGGAGAAAGCAAAGCAGCUAAUGCUGCUACUGACAGACGCGGGCAAACUGCAGGAGGAGAGGAGCCAUGCACUGAAGACCAAAGAGAAGAUGGCCAAGUCUGUCAACACAUCUUCUGCCACCCCAGCGCCGGCCCCUGUAGCUGGCCCUAUCGACAUGGACCGGGUUCUGGGUGGUGUGGCUGCUCUGCAGCUUGAAAUGGCCAGAAAGAAGGAAAUGGCAGCGCAGUCUUCUGCAAUAGAGAAGGGGACUGUGGAUACCCAAGAAGGUGAUGGGCCCUCCAAAUCCCCUCCUGCAAGCAAUGAUCCUUGGGGAGGUGAAGAGACCUCCACUGCUGCUCCUGCAAGCAACGAUCCUUGGGGAGGUAAAGAGACCUCUACCGCUCCUGUAAGCAAUGAUCCUUGGGGAGGUGAAGAGACCUCCAAUGCUCCUCCUGCAAGCAAUGAUCCUUGGGGAGAUAAAGAGACCUCCACUGCUGCUCCUGCAAGCAAUGAUCCUUGGGGAGAUAAAGAGACCGCCAAUGCACCUCCUGCAAGCAAUGAUCCUUGGGGAGAUAACGAGGCCUCCAGUGCUCCUCCUGCAAGCAAUGAUCCUUGGGGAGAUAAAGAGACCUCCAGUGCUCCUCCUGCAAGCAAUGAUCCUUGGGGAGAUAAAGAGACCCCCAGUGCUCCUCCUGCAAGCAAUGAUCCUUGGGGAGAUAAAGAGACCUCCAGUGCUCCUCCUGCAAGCAAUGAUCCUUGGGGAGGUGAAGAGACCUCCAGUGCUCCUCCUGCAAGCAAUGAUCCUUGGGGAGGAAAUGGUACAUCCACUGCCCAUCCUGCCGACUCAGAUCCAUGGAGAGGUGACAGUACCACAGGAGAAGCCUCUUCUGAUCCUUGGGGCUCCAGUGGAGACCCAGAUCACAGCAAAAUCACUACAGAUGGAGGGUGUGGUGGAACCAGCACAGAAAGUGGUCAUACAGCUGCGCCCAUUGCUGUAUCACCGCCUCUCCCAGUCAGUAAAACACCUGAAUCAUUCCUCGGUCCAGAUGCAAUGGAUCUGGACUCCCAGGUGUCUAGCAAGCCGGCACAGCCCAUCUCUACUCCUGUGUCCUUGUCCUCUGUACAAAACCCUACCAUAGAAUCAAAGAGUAAGGAAGGAUAAAACAGAAAGAUCAAGUAAAAUCAAUCAUACUUGUUACUAAGACAAUGAUUGUGACUGUGUUUUGAUGUGAGCCAUAAUUCACCUAGCGGCCAUUUAUAUCUAAUCUUCAGUAGUCUCGAUUUAGCUUCAUUUGUUUUUCUCUUUCCUUCUCUCUCAUCCUUCCCCAUCAUUCACAACCAUAUUCUUACAUUUUUUCUUUGCUCUCAGGCUUAACUCUGAUCAUAAGCAGACAGAGUUUGACCAAAACAGCCUCCUUUUUUGCUUCACCUGGCUGCCGUCUUGCCAGAGGCCUUGCUUGGCCUCACUCAGUCACCCAUCAGCCAUGUGUCACCUGGGAAACCGUUACAAUGGGGGAAUUUCCCUGAUAAAGGCCUCAUCCGGACCAGUAAUGCAAACACUAUCAACCCUAACAGCACAGUAAUGGUGUUUUGCUAAUGGCCAAAUGGUGCUUGCCAUUCUUUAGACUGCAAAUCCCAAGGAAGCUAUUUCGAAGGGAAGGGGGACA
Paramormyrops kingsleyae is the source of this 1804-nucleotide messenger RNA. The record is from RefSeq and is a predicted model, not a curated record. Lineage: Eukaryota; Metazoa; Chordata; Actinopteri; Osteoglossiformes; Mormyridae.